AUUUUGAGUUCAUGUUCGAGCGCAUUUUGUUCUGCGACCGGCCGCCAUACUCAAACAAAAAGAUUUGAGAUGAAAAGAUAAAUUUAUAUAUACAUUGGCGUUGUUGAAAGUGUUUAAUUUACUAAAUGAGUUCUAAAUCAGAUGUAAAUAGAAGAGUGCUCGCCAUUCAGGCGAAAAAGAAACGGCAUAAACUCGGUAAAAAGAAAAAUCGCGAGGAGGACCACGGGGCUGGUGUACAAGGAAACGGUCUGCGCAACCAGAAUCAGAAUCGUUUAGAACCUACACAUAGCUCUUCCAAUGAAACGAUCGAAGAGGAUGAAGACGAGCAAUAUGCGAGCGACGACGAGGAACAGGAGGACAGCGCCGACUAUUGUAAGGGUGGUUACCAUCCUGUCAAAAUUGGAGACUUGUUCCUGAAUCGGUACCACGUCACUAGAAAACUGGGAUGGGGUCAUUUCUCCACCGUGUGGUUGUGUUGGGAUCUUGUUGACAAACGUUUUGUCGCAUUGAAAGUCGUAAAAUCGGCACCUCAUUUUACGGAGACGGCUUUAGACGAAAUAAAGAUUCUGAAAGCGGUUCGAGACAGUGAUCCAGCGGAUCCCAAGAGGAAUAAGACCGUACAGUUGCUUAAUGACUUUAAAAUAACCGGUGUGAAUGGCACCCAUGUGUGCAUGGUGUUUGAAGUUCUGGGUCACCACCUACUGAAGUUGAUACUCAAAUCUAAUUAUAGAGGUAUACCACGGGAAAACGUUAAAACUAUCAUACGUCAAGUGCUGGAAGGGUUGGAUUACCUCCAUACUAAAUGUAAGAUUAUCCAUACAGAUAUUAAACCCGAGAAUGUCUUGGUUUGUGUUGAUGAAUCUUACAUACGCAAGCUUGCAGCUGAGGCUACUGAAUUACAUUCCCUAGGCUUGAGACUGCCUCAUUCCCUGAUUAGUACUGCGCCAAAGGAAUUUCAGGAACAGGUAGUAACUGCUAAAAUGAGUAGAAAUAAAAAGAAGAAGUUAAAGAAGAAAGCUAAGCGUCAAUCAAUGCUGCUUAAAAAGCAAAUGGAACAAAUAGAGGAAAUGGAAGAACAGAAAAAAGUGGUCAAUAACAGCGAGUCAGCUCCUAUGUCGCAAGACAAUGAUGAUUCACCUCCAACACCUGAAGAGGCAAGUGUCAUUGAGACUACACGCUCUGACAAUGAAACUAAUAUCAAUGGGUGCAAUGAUGAACGCGCCGAUGAAGAAGCGUUUGAUACUGAUGCUGAUGCAGUGCAGGUAAGGACUAAGCAAUAUGGCUGUGGAGAUGAUGCUGGUACCCCUAUGUCUGAAGGAGAAAUGACUGACACUCCACCUUCUUUCAAUUCUCAGUCUACAAAAGGAAAAUCACUUGAUAAAAAAUUUGAUCCAGCUUUUGAUAUCUGUGACUUAGAAGUUAAGAUUGCAGAUCUAGGUAAUGCUUGUUGGGUCCACCGGCAUUUCACUGAAGAUAUACAAACUAGGCAGUACAGAUCCCUGGAAGUGUUGCUGAGUGCUGGCUAUGGAACUUCAGCUGACAUAUGGAGCACUGCAUGUAUGGCCUUCGAGUUGGCCACCGGAGACUAUUUAUUUGAGCCGCAUUCUGGUGAUGGCUAUAGCCGUGAUGAGGAUCACCUUGCUCAUAUUAUAGAACUAUUAGGAGAUAUCCCAAAACGAAUUGCAGCCUCUGGAAAAUAUUCCAAAGUAUUCUUCAAUAAAAAGGGUGAGUUGAGGAACAUUACUGGCUUGAAACCAUGGGGCUUAGUGUCUGUGCUUACUGAGAAGUAUGAGUGGAGUCAGAAAGAUGCAGAAGACUUUGCUGAUUUCUUAAAGCCCAUGCUUGAUUUCGAUCCAAAUCGGCGUGCCACUGCCUAUGAGUGCCUUCAGCACCCAUGGUUGAAAGCAGUUGAACCUGAACAAAACGAGUCUGACAAAUAAUAUUAUAUUGCUCUCUGAAAUGAAUGAUCAUACAUUCAUGAAAUCAGUAGUGUCAACAUACAAAGUAUUUCAGUCUUAUACAAUUUUAAUAAAAAGUUUAUUUAUGGAUUUCUUUGUGAAUAAUUUACUUUGUAUCUAGAUUGUUUUGUUAGCAAUCCUGAAUUGUUUGAAAAUAGAAAUUGUGUAUGACUACUUAUUGGAGACAUGUUGCUGAACUUCCAAUACACAUCCUGUGAAGGCACAGCAGCAAAGUAUAUAAUACAUCAGCUGCUCAGCAUAAAGUUAUUAUUUGGAUGUAAUGUAUAGUGAUUGGCAUAUUAGACAUCUUAAAUUACCGAAACUGUACAGAUAACUUUAGGAAAAAUUGUGAUGUAUGACAUGUAGACAAUAUAGGUUUUGUCACAUUAAUCUUUUAGGAAUUUAGUUGACUAUGACAUAGCUCUGCACUUAAUACAACAUCCUAGAAGGUGAGGAACCUAAUAUAAUGGAGUCAUGCAUGCAUUAGUACCCAUUCAGGAAGUAGAAUGUUCACAUAGUUUAAGUUUGUGUUUUAUCACUAUCACAAUAAAAAUCUCAUUAUGUAAACUUAGGAAUAAGACAGUAUUUGUAAUGCCACACCUCCGAGACUGCCUUUUUAUAUUUCGAUGAGUCAUCAAAAUUAAACAAUGGCUGGAAUUAAGCUAUUCGGAGACGGUAUAAGACAGUGUCCUCUAAACCAGCUGAUAGUAAUAAUUAUUUAUCAUAGUUCCCAAUUUACAUGACCAUAAUUUGUAUUAAUUAUAUCUGCAAAUUUACAUGAAUAAAAUGUCCAAACGAGCUUGUUACUAUGUUUA
Helicoverpa zea (corn earworm) is the source of this 2773-nucleotide messenger RNA. RefSeq names its product SRSF protein kinase 3 (gene SRPK). The transcript has a single exon. Gene Ontology annotation, biological process: regulation of mRNA processing; spliceosomal complex assembly; protein phosphorylation. The coding region runs from base 126 to 1940 and encodes 604 amino acids. Gene Ontology annotation, molecular function: protein kinase activity; ATP binding. The record is from RefSeq and is a predicted model, not a curated record. NCBI's taxonomy places the organism in Eukaryota, Metazoa, Arthropoda, Insecta, Lepidoptera, Noctuidae.